UUUUGAGCAAAAUUCUGCAACAAAAGUAAGGUUCAAAAUAUAAAGUUAAAGGAUCACUUAAGGCAAGCUGUGUGCACUUAUAUUUCAUGUCUAAAGAUUUUGAAAACAUUGCAUAAAAUAAUGGAAGUCGGUGAUCAAAACAUUUUUCAAGAAGACUUGUUUUCCUUGAUAGACAAAGCUGCUAAAUCUGGUCGUGUAGCAGACAUGGUUGAAUGCUAUAAUUGUAUUAAAACAACAAGCACAAACUGUAGCCAAGAGAUCUUAGACUCUGGCCUUCUAUCAGCUUGUUGUUAUGGAAGAAAAUUCCUGGUGCAUGUACUCCUGUCUUACGGUGCCAACAUGGAGACAAGAGACGAUGAUGGCAACACACCACUUUUGAUAUGUGCUGAGAAAGGUUUCACAGAGAUAGCUCUGUCACUGGUUGAAAAAGGCGCUGAAAUCAACAGUUACAAUAAAGACGGUGAUACUGCUCUUUUACUAGCAAUAGAAUCAUCCGGGUGUUCUGAACUUGUGGUCGAACUUGGAGACAAAACUGGUAUCAAUAUUUAUCAUAAAAAUAAUCAAGGAUACACUGCUUUGAUGAAAGCUUUUGACGUUUUUGACCUACCUACUGCUGUUCACUUGCUUACAAAUAAUGAGGAAUUGUUUGAAAGUGUGUCUAAGUCUAAGACAGAUCUGUUGGAGAAUUUGUGCUCCAGCUUAAAUUACACAGCUGAUGCCGAUGAUAAUGUAAGUGUUCAUUCAAUUGCCUCGUUAGUUAUUGACCAUGUAUUAGAUGGUGGAACGUUUUUAGAAAAGGCAGUGUUGAAUAAAGAUAUUCAAAUAAUACAACUGUUAUUAGAUAGCGGAAUGUCUGGUUUUUAUUGUAGUACUUUAGAUGAAAAAAUAAUUUCCAAGUUUUUAACAUCACUUCUAUACAGUUCAAAAGAGAUUAAUGAGCGAGAUUUAAAUAUCAUUAAAGUUCUGAUAAAAGCUGGCGCUCCAUUGAACUCUACUUUUAGGGUUGUUGAAGACAGUCCCUUAUUCCUAGCUAUCAAAAUAGGCAAGUUUGAGUUGGUAGAAAUGUUAUGUUGUCAUGGAGCUGAUGUAAACAAAUGUGAUCAUACAGGUCAGAACCCUUUAGUUGUAGCUGCUAAAAGUGGUCGCUGUGACAUGAUGAACUUACUGAUUAAACAUGGAGCGAAUGUCAACUCAACUGAGACUUGUUUGGCAUUGCUUGUUUCCUUUGAGGGUUCCAAGUUAGAUUGUGCUAAACUACUUGUUAAACACAGAGCAAAAAUGGAUAUGGUAAAAGCAGUUAAUGUUGUUUUAAGAACUGGUGAUCCAGAACGAUUUUUGUUCUUGAUGGAACAUUUUAAGUCUGAUUUUAGCUUUUGGAUAGAUAGUGCUGGGAACGAGUUAAUAAACAAAGCAGCUGAGUUGGGACAUAAAGACUUAAUAAAACUACUGCUUGAGCAGGGAGUUGAUGUGAAUGCGAGUUACAAUGACAAAACUCCCCUGGUUUCAGCCACUGAUCCUGAAGUUUUGGAAUUCCUUAUCAAUCUUGGCGCUAAUGUUAAUAAGCAAAUAAAAUCAUAUUUUGACACCUGCACUGCCUUAAUCUGUAUAUUGCGAAAAGAAUUGUUUGUGCCUAGACAACAUGCGCUGGGGAGAGUGCAGACCCUACUGCGACAUGGGGCUAAUGUUCAGAGCUGUGACACAAAUGGGGAUUUUCCAUUACUAUUGGCUGUAAAAAAUUAUGAUUCUCUGGAAAUCACUGAAGCUCUACUACAAGCUGGAGCUAAUGUUAAUCAGUUAAACAAUGAUGGAGUGAGUGCAUUGCAUGUUGCUGCACAGAGUCGAUCACUGUCAAAGGUAAAGCUGCUACUUGCACAGGGUUCAGAUGUCAACAUAAAAACUACCACGGAACAAACUCCUCUGCAGUAUGCAUUCAGCUCUCCCGACCCCCAAAUAAUACAGCACUUAGUUGAACAAGGAGCGAGUGUCAAUGUUGUUGAUUAUAGAGGAAAUACACCAUUGCUUCUUGCAAGUUCUCUAGAAAAUGAUGCAGUCAUAAAAAGCAUUGUGAAAGCAGGGGCAGACAUGAACCACCAGAACAACAGAGGGUAUACUGCUCUAAUGCUUGCGGCAAAAAAAUGUAAACCAAUGGCAAUCAAAGCAUUGUGUGAGUCAGGGGCUGAUGUAAAUUGUAUCAGUACAGCAAGGGUAGGUACUGCUCUUUCUCUACUGUUAGGCAGGAUUUAUGUUGGUAAAUUAAAUUAUGAGGAGUGUAUAAAUUGUUUGAUUGAAAAUGGAGCGGACUGUUCUUUUUUGCAACCUACAGUAGUUCAGAGAUUAAUUUACUCCAGAAGAAUUAGCAGUUUAAAGUAUUUGAUUUCCUUAGGUUUUGGACCAGUAAAUACCAGUGAGUACGGUAAUACCAUAAAUUCACCUUUUAAAGAGGCACUAAGUAGCGGUUGUGUUGGUACUGCCAAAUUCUUCAACAAAAUCAGUUUUCUAACACGAUGUGAUGUGACAGCUUUAUCUCUUAACAAAGUUUUCAGGAAUUGUUUGGAAAGCAAUGGUUACAGUGAAUGUUUGAAAUUUUUUGACGAGUACUCGUCCCAACCCAUGUCUCUACAGAAACUCAGUUUUGUUGUCGUGUCGUCUGCUGUAGGUGCUGAUGCUGGGAGAAAAGAACGGGUGAGAAAACUCCCAAUUCCAAAAUUAAUUCAUGACAUGCUGUUGUUCAAACAUGCACAAGAUGUUGAUGAUGAAGAAUUGCUUGUUGAACAAACUAAUAUCUAUGACUAGAACAAACAUGCGCAAGAUGCUGAUGAUGAAGAAUUUUUGUUGAACUAAGAUCGAUGACUAGCACAAGGUGCUCAAGAUGUUUAUUUUGAGUUUAAAUCAGAUGUUGAUAUUGAUUUUAGAGAAAUUCUUGUUAAACAAACAUCCAUAUUUCUAUUCCAGUAUACACAUUCAUUUGCAUGAAAGAUGUCACUUUGUAUGAUAAAAUUAUUUUUAUACCGCAUUUGUUUAGUUUUAUCAAGCUAGUCACAUUUAACACAUUACAUCUUUACAUUAGACUAAGUGAUAUGUAACAUUUUAAAAAUUGUAAUAUUACAUAAAAAUAUGUAAAUAAAAAUUGAUGUAGAUAAGUAAAAUUGUCAUAAUGUACCUCAAUUGUACCAGAUUUUGUUACACAGAAAUUAAAACCCCAGCAUGUUGAUUAAAAUCCUC
Physella acuta is the source of this 3222-nucleotide messenger RNA. Its product is annotated as putative ankyrin repeat protein RF_0381. The record is from RefSeq and is a predicted model, not a curated record. Gene Ontology annotation, molecular function: protein binding. Lineage: Eukaryota; Metazoa; Mollusca; Gastropoda; Physidae.